Molecule: messenger RNA, 744 nt
Organism: Aureobasidium namibiae CBS 147.97
Lineage: Eukaryota; Fungi; Ascomycota; Dothideomycetes; Dothideales; Saccotheciaceae
Exons: 4
Coding region: 1-744 (247 amino acids)
Source: RefSeq, a predicted model, not a curated record
AUGCUCCGUGUGAGCACAAGCGAUGAUCAAGUAGACCGAGUAUCUGUAUUCCGAUAUGAUGUUGCGGCAAACAAACAUUUUCGGGAGGCGAGCAUCGGCGGUGUGAGAAGUCCCGCAUUCAAGCACAGUCAACCAGCGACAUCUGACAGCUCGAUGCUCGACCACGUGUCGAAUACUAGAAGACAACAGGACGUUAAAAGCAGGUUGAUGGUCGUCAAUGAUCAGUUAUGCAAGAAGCCGACAAGUCGCAUUCGGAAAGACAAGGUCGAGGCUUUUGCGCGAUUUUCUCACUUCUUAUAUACUCGUACACACCGCGCGAUUGCGGUACCUCACAGACACAUGAUCUGGAUCGUGGCAGAAGAGAUGCAUACUCGGGUCGGCAAGCUGCAGGGAAGCGGUGCCACUGAACGCAUCAGUUUCAACUCCGCUGUCGCGUUUGGUCAAUGGAGCACAGUUAUUUCCGGGGAAAAGUUUGUCCAAAAUGCCAUUGGAGAGGCGCAGUACAAGCAUAAUGGCGUCUACGAAAUGCGACUUUCGGAAGAGGGCGGUACUCCAGCAUGCGUUUACGAGUUGAGUUUAUUGAUUUGCAUGUCUUGCUGUGAUCUUAGUGGCAUACAUGGAUCCUCAAUGACGCAGCAGCCUCGGUCUCUCUGCUGUGCGAAGAUGGGGCUGGGAGUGAGCGGAAGAGUAGGAAAUGCACAGAGAGCCAACAAGCAGUUGCUGCUCGAGUCCAAAGAUGGUUAG